Messenger RNA from Trichoderma gamsii, 825 nucleotides. RefSeq lists its product as hypothetical. The transcript is spliced from 2 exons. NCBI's taxonomy places the organism in Eukaryota, Fungi, Ascomycota, Sordariomycetes, Hypocreales, Hypocreaceae. The record is from RefSeq and is a predicted model, not a curated record. Bases 1 to 825 code for a protein of 274 amino acids.
AUGUCAACGACCGGCCCAGCAUCAGCCGAUGCAGACUCAAAAUUAGAGCAUCAGGAGGCCGAGAUCCCAUCUUCGUCGCCACUAUCGCUGCAUUCUGAGCUAGACUCGCCGGUGAAGCCUGUGCGACCGCGACGCCAGGCAGCGGCCAAUAAACGCUACACAUCACCGCCUAGAAACGAGCCUAAAUCAAUUCCACAGCGGCAAAAGAAGAAGCCUGCAGCUGCCAAACGGGCUGUCAAGAAGAACAAGUGGGAUGCGGAGAGCAUCUUAAAGGAUCCAAAGUCUCCUCUAGCUACCGCUAACCUGAGGAGCAUCUUAUGCAAUCCCCUGACAUGGACCGCCCUGGAUCAGGAUGAAAAGACAGAGAUUCUAUCGCUGUUCCCCGACAAGGGACACAUUCUCGACGCCGGCACAGAAGACGCGCGGCCCAACUUUGCGUCACUCAUGAACGACGACAGCUUUCGCUACGACUGCGCGGCCUACACGGACAACAUUGCGCAAGGCCGCCAUGAUCCGGAAUGGCUGGCGUCUGCCUGGAGCGCCUAUGAGAGGAGAAAGGCGGGUGACUUUGACAAGUAUCUGAUUGAUAAGCUGGAGGAGGACUGGGGAGUUGAGAUUCCGGAAGACAUGAAGCUGAGGCGGACGCCGCCUGUGAUGGAAGCGGAUGAGGGUGAGAAAUUGGAAAUGGAUGACUCUAAGGAAUUGGAGAGGGACGACUCUAAGGAAUUGGACAAGGAUAACUCUAAGAAAGAAAUGUCCAUGGCCGAGAUAAAGGCAAGAGCAAAGAUAGAUGAUAGCAUGGAGAUUGAUGAGCUUGCACUCUGA